AUGAGUAAAGCACUCAACCAAAUUUCCAAAUUGCUCUUCACACGCUGGAUUGGGGAAGGGAGACUUCCUCGGCGGUUCACUCAACCCAUUUUCACCUUGUAUAACGGCGAAACGGACCCUGUUGAGCAUGCUAGCCAUUUUAAUCUAAAGGUGGCUGUACAUUCCAAGAAUGAAGCCUUGAUUUGCAAGGUUUUCCCAUCCAGUCUAGGGCCUGUGAUGAUGAGGUGGUUUGAUGGUCUGAAAGCAGGUUCCAUUGAUUUCUUUAAGGAACUCACCCAAACGUUUGACUCUCGUUUUAUUACGUGCAACAGAGCUCCUCGUCCUUUGGCUUCCUUGCUAUCUCUGUCCAUGAGAGAAGGAGAAACUCUAAAAACAUACUCGGACAGAUAUUGGGAGAUAUUCAACGAGAUAGAUGGUGAUUUUGAAGACGUAGCCAUCAGUACUUUCAAGCUUAGCCUGCCUUUCGAGCACGGCCUAAGGAAGUCUUUAACAGGGAAACCUAUUACUAGUAUACGUCAACUUAUGGAUCGGAUUGAUAAGUAUAAAAGGGGGGACCAGUCAAGAUCAGGGGCUCAGGAGAAUGCUUCUACAAGGCCUCCAUUGGGUACAAUCAAUGUCAUUUUUGCUACACCUGGGAGAACUGGUUCUCAUCCUGCUAGGGUGAUAUUUGUGGCCAGAUCAUCAGCCGAGGAUCCCAACUCCGAGCUGAAGAAAGCUAGAUUGGAAAUCUGA
This is a messenger RNA of Quercus lobata, 732 nucleotides long. RefSeq lists its product as uncharacterized. The transcript is spliced from 2 exons. Lineage: Eukaryota; Viridiplantae; Streptophyta; Magnoliopsida; Fagales; Fagaceae. The record is from RefSeq and is a predicted model, not a curated record. The coding region runs from base 1 to 732 and encodes 243 amino acids.